Messenger RNA from Protopolystoma xenopodis, 2760 nucleotides. Lineage: Eukaryota; Metazoa; Platyhelminthes; Monogenea; Polystomatidea; Polystomatidae. The record is from the annotation of a GenBank genome assembly.
AUGCUGUUAAAGGUUUGCGACAACCUCGGCCGUGAGCUUGGUAUAGGCUCAUUCAGCCAGCCCUCCUGCCCUAAGGCUCUUCGAUCCCGUCGCAUAGAUCCCCGAAUCGGAUCUGGAACCGAUAGGGCACCGUCGAAAUGGAGCUCUAUAGCCAUCACUGAGGCGUCACCAAAACAACCAAGCAACAAUCUUGCCUUGACUACAACCUCUGAAGCGGCUGGCGUCACCUCGAUGCCAACAUCGCCUCACAAGCUCUCCGGCCUGGCCGGCUGCCUCAGUGGAAGCAGGCCGACGUUGAGAGAGACGAAGAGCUGCCUCGGGGCAAACUGGUACAGUCGAUCCUCAACUCGGGGGUCAUACCAUCCCAAGCACCACCACAACCAAAAUCACCUACAUCCGGCUCAUAACACCAGUCACAACCAUCGGACUCAGUAUCUGGCCGGUUGUCUGAACGGCCUUUCACCGCCGGCCUGGCUGUCUGGAGGACGACAUACGGUAGCAGGAGGUACAGGAAUCAGAAGGCACGGAUCUCCCGUCCCUUCUCCCAGCCUCCUCCUCCAGCCCACCAAUCCCCAGUCUCUGCAUCGCCAGCUCCCAAUCGGCGGUCGAGAUGACAUCGAGUCGCCAGGGCGACGAGAUCUCACCUCCGGAGCCGACCAGUCGGCUUCCCUUCCUUUGUCGCUCCAGCCGCCCUUGUCAAUGCCUCUGCCGUUGCCACUACCACUGCCACUACCUCUACCUCUACCACUGCCGUUGUCACUAUCGCUACACCUGCCUUGGGUACAGACGCGCCAGACGGCCGCGAUGGCAGGCGUGAAAUCGUCAAGCCUUCAGAUGGGACUCCGAGGCUCUGGUGCCGUAUCAGAGCCGGAGCUAUCUGCCUGGCCGAUGGGCAAACCGAGCCAAGGCCCCCACUUUCCCUUGCCUCCACCACACCCACAACAUCCACCACGACCAUCACACCUCCCAGUCUCGGCCCAGGCACUACUGGUACCCCCAGCCAUCUCAACCACUAGGGCCAGCCCGAGUCCGGCAUUCGGCCAGACGUCACCGCCAUCAUGUUCUCCACGCCUCGUCACCCCAGCUUCAAGCUCGUCCAACAUCAGACUCCCAUUGUCACCACCGCCCGUCUCGGCGUCCAAUUGCCUCCGUCACGCCGCAUCGGCACUGCCCGGCAGUACUGAAGACGUCACUUUGGCCCUACAGUCUUUGGCUGCUAUGGCGGCUGCUUUUUUUGCAAUACAAAAAGACGCGAUUGGCACAAAGCGAUCAGCCGGUAUUGCCGACGCCUCUUCUCGACUGGAUGAAGAGGCCGGAUCUGAGGAAUGGAUGAGCGCCUGCAAGGCAGGUGACCCGGCCCCAGAGGCGACGGAUCGUCAGCACAACGAGGACUGCAGGUGUUCUGUCUGCUUUCGAAGACGACUCUUUGACCAAUUCAGACAACAGCUUCAACUCCAUCUUCCCGCAGUAGAGACGGGCAAGCCGAGAGGAGACGAGACAUUCCGGCCCUGGCAACCAGACCCGAUGGAGAAGGCGACAACAGCACGGAAGUCAGAGGCCGCCAGCUCGGCCGGCCAAGCUGAAAUAGCGGAAACUGGGGUCGUUGGUGGAACUGUGCCACAGACUGCCUGCUAUUGUGUCUUCUGUGGGAAGCACUGUCUCGGAGGUCAAUCAGAAAUGGUGAGCCACAUUGCGGAAAAACACGAAAUCGCCACACCCAACACCAUGCAGGGCCCUCAACUAGCCGAUGAUGCUGCGGGCGACUGUAGCAUGUCCAACUCUCCUCCACUUCCCUCAGGACCGAAACCCCACAUCUCGCCCAGCCUCCCAUUCGGUCAAUUUCCCUUCCCCUUAUCAUUGCCAAUGCCGAUGUCAAUGUCGUUGCCAAUGUCGUUGCCAAUGCCGAUGUCAAUGUCGAUGCCGAUGCCAUUGCAUCUGUCCCCGUUGGCUUUUCCAUUUACGCAUUCGACAACUCGAGGCGACCCAAUUCAGACGUCUUCAUCGGCCCUCUUCACGCCCAACCUGUUGGCCGCAGCAGUGGCCGCCCAAGCCAGCGGCCUGAUUGGCCAGCAUUCCAAUCCCAGGCCGGCCGAUGCACCUCAGACAGCCAAUCCGAGUGGGACCACCGGGCCCGAGACCUGUGAUCUGGCGCCGCGUCUGCCCAGCUUCCCAUCGGCCGGUCAACACGGGCCGAGGCUAACCAGCCUGAUGGCCUCGGGUAUGAUGCCGUCCUCCGCCUCCCAGACACAGUUACCCGGCCCGAAUGUCCCGGGCCCCGGCCAAUCGGCAUUCUUUCCUCCUCAAUCACACACAGCCCCCGCUCCGCCAGGACGCCCCCCCUUGCAUCUGCACAUGCCUUUGUCCACGCCCCGAUUCUACACUGGCCCAGCAACAAAGUCGACAAGUCAGCGGACCGGCGGUCUGUCUGGAGGAGGCAGUCGCAGACAGACUUUGUCAACCGGAGACGCAGGUGGUGGAGACCAGAGCUUGCCGGGCAUAGCCGGUUUCCAACACUUGGCCGGCCAGCUCAAGGUGCUCUUCACAACCUUGGCCAAUCAGGAGAUGGGCAAUGCGGCCAUCGAGUCGGCUGGUUCGGCUCCUGGCACUGGCGGGGUCGGCAGUCUGGAUAGCGGGCCUCAUUCGAGCCGAGUCGAGCAAGCCAAGUUGAGCCCAGGCCGACUUUCGCCGGGCAUACCGCCCUGCCAAACAGUGGCGCUCGAUCUGCAUCACACAGCGAUUAGGGGAAACAUUGUCUCGUGA